AUGGUUUGGGCGGCAAUCACUUACGACGGCAAGAUGCCGCUGAUUUUUGUGCCUCAGAGCAUCAAGGUGGACUCUGCGACGUAUUUGGAUACCAUACUGUUAGCCUGGACCGAUAUCCUAUGGGGAGAGUUUGCAGGACAGCGCACCUGCGCACAAGGCGAAGGUGUUCAAGCAUAUCUUCAGAGCAACGUCAAGAACUUCAUAACGCCUGCAGAAUGGCCUCCGUAUUCACCUAAUUUGAAUCCCCUCGACUAUAGCGUCUGUGACGUGGAGUGUCUUCGUGCCAUUGUAAACAGCUUUCUCAAUCGUCUCCGAGCCUGUGUUCACGCCAAGGGAGGAAACUUUGAUUUGUGA
Messenger RNA from Cylicostephanus goldi, 354 nucleotides. NCBI's taxonomy places the organism in Eukaryota, Metazoa, Nematoda, Chromadorea, Rhabditida, Strongylidae. The record is from the annotation of a GenBank genome assembly.